Messenger RNA from Belonocnema kinseyi, 1257 nucleotides. RefSeq lists its product as uncharacterized. Bases 148 to 618 code for a protein of 156 amino acids. The transcript is spliced from 3 exons. The record is from RefSeq and is a predicted model, not a curated record. NCBI's taxonomy places the organism in Eukaryota, Metazoa, Arthropoda, Insecta, Hymenoptera, Cynipidae. Gene Ontology annotation, biological process: septate junction assembly.
UAACUGACAAUUAGAUUCUCUCAAGCUCGUCGAAGAACCAUAAACGGUUGUGAAAAGAAACGCGAAAAAUCGAGACAAAAUAAGGCAGUGGAAGGUGAACAACAUUCAAUAAAUUAUUUAAAUAACACUAUCAGGCCUAUUUUGAGAAUGCCGGAAGAAAGGGGAAGUACAAAUGUUGUCUCGAGGCUGAAACUCCAUAUCAAGGAGUUACCAUUUUUUUGUAAAGUUAUUGAACUGGUUUGUUGCAUUAUCAGUAUUGCCCUACUAGUAGGCGCUUUAGACAACAAAUCUCAUAAACAACUAAUGAAUUUUCACCAUGUGGGACUCAUUUUCACAUCGAUUUCUGGCUAUAUUCUGAUAAACUCAAUUAUCAUCGUCUGCUAUCUGAUUGGCGAGAAGCAGCCCAAAAAAAUGGCCCUUCUCUUUGCCGCAUUGGGUUGCUUAUUGUGCUUUGCUUCUGGAGUGGUUUUGAUCUACGACUGGGACAAAUACGACAGUAAUUUCAUUUUUCAAAAUUCGAACAAAUAUCUCGAUCAAAUGCUGUCCAGUGGAAUUUUUGCAAUUUUGGCAUCAGUCGUAUUUGCACUGGACACGCACUUCAUCAAAAAAUACGAUUGAAAGUGAAAACUCAAUAACGGAAGCUCGAAAAUUAUUAAUUAAUUAAAAUAAUUUAUCAAAAUUCUAUCAUUGAAGCCUCGGCAGAAAUAAAUUUGAUCAACAACAAUCUGUUUUGACGCAAUCUUUGUUCAGGCGGUGGGCAUGUUGAAAUAAUUUGUUAAAUGACAUAGUUUUUCAAUGACUCAUAUAUUUACUACGCGGUAAAAGAUAAAAUCCUUGGUUAUAAAUCCCUUGUCAUAUGGCCACAGAGUCAGAAAACUAUUUAGUUCAAUCAACAAAAUUUUUGUUGCUUCAGCAAAAUAUUUCGCUAACCCAACUUUUAUUGAUUGUUUUGAUCAAAUAUUUUGGCAAAUGGAGUAUUUGGUUUACACAACAACAAAAUUUGGUUGGGCCAAUCAAAUAUUUUGUUGGAUUGAACCAAAUUUUCAUGUUUAUACAAGAAAACAGUUUUUUUGGUUGAAGAAAAUAUUUUUUCAGAGUGCAGAUUCAAAUAAAAGUAUUUUUCUUGAUCCAACUUUAUCUCUGUCGCGGUGAAAAUUUUCGGAAAGAAUUAAUUAAAUAAUAAGGGCUUAAAUAAGAGUGAAAGUUUAGAUCUAAACUAACAAAAUAAAAAUACUAAGAUAUUUUUCUACGUAGAUU